Messenger RNA from Pseudozyma flocculosa PF-1, 3489 nucleotides. RefSeq lists its product as uncharacterized. Gene Ontology annotation, molecular function: damaged DNA binding; single-stranded DNA binding. The record is from RefSeq and is a predicted model, not a curated record. Gene Ontology annotation, biological process: double-strand break repair via homologous recombination. The transcript is spliced from 4 exons. Bases 1 to 3489 code for a protein of 1162 amino acids. NCBI's taxonomy places the organism in Eukaryota, Fungi, Basidiomycota, Ustilaginomycetes, Ustilaginales, Ustilaginaceae. Gene Ontology annotation, cellular component: Smc5-Smc6 complex; nucleus; site of double-strand break.
AUGUCCAUCCUGGGAAAGAGGGUCUCCGACUCGGGCGCAGAGGCCCACGCCUCCGCCGCCUCAAAGAGAGCUCGCUCCUCCCACGUCCCCACGGCCGCUUACAGCGGCGACGACGACGACGGCCAGCAGGCGCACGAAGACGAGGCAGGCGAGGAGCGGCUCGAUCUCCUCUCGCAGCUCACCGCUGACGCGUCGCAGCGCGGUGGACGAUCUGCCAGCGCCAUCGUCGCCGAGAGAGGCAACGACAGAGACGUCCAGAUCGCCCUGGCCGCCCUCGCACGCGCCGAACAGGAGCCACAGACCGCCGACGAGGAACAGGAACGGCUCGAUAUGGAGGCCUUUGAGAGGGAAGAUCAGGAGGCGCACAGCAUGAGCGAACUCAAGGCCGGCGCCAUCGAGCGCGUCGAGCUAACCAACUUCAUGUGCCACGAAAACUUUGCCAUCGACCUCGGUCCGCGGCUCAACAUCGUCAUUGGCCAAAACGGCAGCGGAAAGAGCGCUAUCCUCACCGCCAUGACCAUCGCCCUCGGCGCCAAGGCCAGCUCCACCAACCGCGCCUCGAACCUCCGCACCCUCGUCAAGCACGGCAGCGCCCAGGCCACUGUCCGCAUCACUCUCUCCAACGCGGGCGACGAGGCCUUCAAGCCUCACCUGUACGGCAACAGGAUCAUCAUCGAGCGCCGCAUCAAGGCCGAAGGACCCGCCACCUGGAAGCUCCAGGACCGCUCCGGCAAGACGGUCGAGACCACCAGCGCCGAGCUCCACGCCAUCUGCGACCAGUUCAGCCUGCAGAUGGACAACCCGAUCAACGUGCUGACCCAGGACAAUGCCCGCCAGUUCCUCGGCACCAACGACCCCAAGAAGCUCUACACCCUGUACUUUGACGGCACGCAGCUCAGCACGCUGUCCAAGGAGGUCGAGAUCAUCAAGGUCAACCUGACCAAGAUGGCGACGCAGCUGGCGCAGCAGGCGCGCGCCCGCGACCGCCUCAAGGACAACCUCAAGGAGGCCGAGCGCCAGUGGGAUCGCGUCCAGGCGGCGCGCGGCUACCAAACCAAGAUCGACGACCUGAAAAACGAGAUGGCGUGGGCCCUCGUCGCCGAGAGCAAGGAGAGCCUCGAGCAGGCCAUGAUCAAGAUCGACAAGGCCCGCGAGGACCGCGACAAGUACGCCUCGGCGCUCAGCAAGACGGAAGAGGAGCUGGACCAGGUGGGCGACCAGAUCACCUCGCUCGAGGCCGAGGAGCAGCAGCGCGCCGAGAAGCAGGCUCCGCUGCUGCAGGAGGGCAAGGAGCUCAAGCAGAGGAUCGCCGCCAAGCGGAUGGAGCAGGAGGCCGAGAGGCAAAAGGAAAAGGAGCUGGCGCGGCAGCAAAGGUUCCUGCGCGGCGAGAUCGACGAGCUGCAGGCCAAGAUCGACGUCGAGGCCGAUAAGCUCAACAUCGACGGACGCAGGCGCCGCGACGUGCUCGAGGAGAGGCAGCUCGAGCUGAAGGACAGGCUCAAAGAGAUCGAGGAUGAGCGGGUGCGCGUGCAACGCGAGGCCGAUGAGCUCGAAAAACAGCGAGUGAACGUCCACGGCCCUCUGAGGCGCGCCGAGGCCGACCGCGACCAGAUGCGCCAGAGGUUCGAGAUGUUCGACGGCCACCUCCGCAGCCUGCAGGGCAACCAGCACGAGAGCGUGAUCGCGUUCGGAGGCGUCAACGUGCCCAAGCUGCUCCAGCAGAUCGACAGGGACCGCAACUGGCGGGUCAAGCCGGUCGGUCCGCUCGGCAGGCACCUCAAGGUCAAGGACAUGAAGUGGGCUCCUGUCCUCGAGAGCGUCAUCGGCAACACGCUCAACGCCUUCUUCGUCACCUGCCACCAGGACCGAUCGCGGCUGGAGCGCUACAUUCGGCAGCUGAGCCUCCACAAGACCAUGGUGCUCACGGGCAGCGACGAGCUGUUCGACUUUUCGCAGGGCGAGCCGAGCCCAGAGGUACUGACGAUCCUGCGCGUGCUCGAGUUUGACAACGAGGUCGUCAAGCGCCAGCUCGUCACCCAGGUCCGCAUCGAGCGUUCGGCGCUGGUCGAGACCCGCCGCGACGGAGACCAGCUGAUGCGACGCCGGCCCCACAAUGUCCAGAACUGCUACAGCGGCGACCUCUACCAGAUCCGCGGAGGAGACGUGGGCAGUGCCUCGAUCGCGCUCAACAAGUACGACGGCGUGCCGCGCUUCUCGCAGAGCCAAAAGGACCAGAUUGCGAGGGUGCAGCACGACCGCAAAGAGGCCGAGGCGCAGCUGCUGCGCGCCUUGGAGGAGCUCGAGAAGCUCGUCGCGGAACGCAGCAAGCUCGACCGGCAGAUCGACGAAAUGCGCAAAAAGGUGCUGCCGGGACUGAACCGCCAGGCCGACAUGCACCGGCGCGACAUCGAGCGCAUCGAUGCCGAGCUCGCCGAGGCCGAGUCGGUCAACCUCCGCGCCUUUACCGAGUCCAAGCAGGAGAGCGAGCGUGCGAUGGCGGACAACGUGGACCUCUUCAAGGCGGUCCAGGCGAGCAAGCAGGCCAUCGAGGACGAGCUGCGCGCGCUCGAGGAGCAGCUCGAAGGCAUCCGAUCCAAGCUCGAGGGCUUCAAGCGGGCCACCAGCACGCUGAGCGAGCGGAUGCUCAAGGCGACUGAGCGGCGCGUCAAGCUGGUCAACAACCAAGACUACUUUCGCAAAAAGGUCGAGGCGGCCGAGGCCAAGCUCGAGGAGGCCAAGGCCGAAGAGGCCGAGAGGGCGAGCGAGCUCGACGCCAUCGUCGCCGAGGCCCAGCAGCUGAGCGAAGAGGUCGAGACGGACCGCAGCGCCGACGAGAUCAGCCGCGAGAUUGACGCGACGCGCGAGAUGCAGCGCCGGUCGAGCCGCGAGGCGGGCAUCAGCCUGGAGCAGGCGCAGCGCGAGCUCGAGGAGGCCAAGGAGAGGCGCGACAAGGGCGAGGAGCAGUACCGGCUCAUGACUUCGCUCCACGCCAUCCUGCAGCGCGCCAGCCUCAAGCGGUGGGACAAGAUCAACGAGUUUAAGCGCUCGACGGCGAGCCGGACCAAGCACCUCUUCACCAAGCACCUCCAGAAGCGCGGCUACUCUGGCUCGCUCCACUUUGACCACGGCGCCAAGACGCUCGGCAUGAGCAUCCGCACAAACGACCGCGGGCGCGGCAGCAAGAUGGGCGACCCCAAGGCGCUGUCGGGCGGCGAAAAGUCGUACACGACGACGUCGCUGCUCCUGUCGCUGUGGCAGGCCAUCAAGAGCCCGAUCCGGUGCCUCGAUGAGUUUGACGUCUUUAUGGACACGUUCAACCGCAAGAUUGCCCUCGACCUCCUCAUGGGCGAGACGAUGGCGUACCGCAACGUCCAGUACGUCCUCAUCACGCCCCUCGAGCUGCCGGGCAACGUCAACGUCGACCAGGACGGCGUGAUGGUGCACAAGCUCGCCGAACCCGAGCGAGGCCAAAACGUCUUGAUGGGCUGA